Messenger RNA from Hypoxylon trugodes, 3633 nucleotides. RefSeq names its product DNA polymerase phi-domain-containing protein. Lineage: Eukaryota; Fungi; Ascomycota; Sordariomycetes; Xylariales; Hypoxylaceae. Bases 139 to 3222 code for a protein of 1027 amino acids. The transcript has 3 exons. The record is from RefSeq and is a predicted model, not a curated record. Gene Ontology annotation, molecular function: transcription factor binding; rDNA binding. Gene Ontology annotation, biological process: regulation of DNA-templated transcription. Gene Ontology annotation, cellular component: nucleolus.
CAUAUUAACAGUGCCAUAAGGAUAACUUACCAAAACUCAAUGAAUUAAGUCCUUCUAAUUUAAUUUCCAAGAGAGGCUCACAUACUUCCAUCUCAUCUCAAACGAACCUUCAAAACUAAGGGCGAAGUUUCAUUCACAAUGGGUAAACGAAAGCGCAGUUCUAACAACCAGUCUUCACAAAAAAAGGCAAAAGUCGAUCAAUUACUCACAAAUGAUGCCGAAACGUCAAACCUCGAUCUGGAAAAGUCGCCAUUCACCGAAGCUUUGAACGGGGAAGCUCGAAGGCGGGAAGCGAAAGUCUACGAAUUACUCGGAAGUGCCGAUGGCGACGAGCGCAUCGCUGCUGCUGAUGCACUUGUUACUGGUCUUCUAGCUUCGUCAGAAGAAGCUUUACAGAGACAUCUCGAUAAUCGCCUCUUUCGUGGGCUUGCGAGUUCGCGGAAUGCAUCGCGUCUGGGGUUUAGUCUUGUUAUCGCUGAGAUCCUGAGUCAAUUGUUCGGAUCUAAGAAACCUGCUGAAUCGAAGUAUCCUGGAUUGACGUUCGAUAAGGUCCUGGAUAUUUUGGUGGAGAAGACUACGCCCAGUGGUCAUGUUCCUGGACAGGAGGAGAGAGAUUGCUAUUUUGGUCGCUUGUUUGGUCUGCAGUGCUUUGUGGAAGCUCGGAUCCUUUUCGAUGAGAAAUCGCGAUGGCCGAAGGUUUUGGACUUGCUAUUGGGGAUGGCUGAGAAGAAGGUGUGGAUGCGAUCGCACUGUGGAUGGGUGAUUGUGGAGUCGCUACCUCAGAUGGGACGGGAAAAAGCCGAGGAAACACUGCAGGGACUGUCAAACAUCGGACUUGGGAAGACUGCGGAGGGAAUUGGUAUUUGGAUGAGGGCGCGGAGUUGUUACCCCGAUUUGAAAACGCCUGCGAAGCCUUGGCAUGAUCCUAUGAACCCCGCUGUUCUUUCUGAAGUCGCACGAGUGCUGAAGGAUAAUGUGGCGCAAGAUAAUGGGGAGGAUGCGGCAGUCACAAAAACUAAGCAAGCUGGCUGGACUGCUCAAUUACACUUCGUAUGGGACUUGAUACUUGCAGUAUUGAUUGGGAAAGGGGAAAACGGGAAACAGAAUGCGGAUCAAUUAAAGCUGUUCUGGACUACUGUGAUUGAUGAUGGACUGUUCUCCAAAAACGCCUCUGAUGCACAGAAGUUCAGGGGAUUCGUCAUCUUCCAGAAGUUUCUUCAAGGCUUUGCGGCGGAAAAUCCGAAGCUGGUUAAGGAGCUUUUUACUCGUAAUUUGAUGAAAUGCCUUAUGAACCAGGCCGCAAAGGAGGAUCGGUAUCUUCAUCGGGCUGCGCUGAAAAGCCUUCAGUCGAUGGAGAAGGCCGUACAGACUUCACCUGAGUUACUGUUCCUAGUACUAAAAGAAUUCCUUGGGAAACAAGGUGCUUACGACUUUGAUCAACGGACGAACACUAAGACGAUUGAGAAUUUGCUGCAAUGGGCUACUUCGGACAAUGCGAAGAGUGUCUUGAAACUACUUCGAGAUCCUAUCGUUACCGCUAAUGAGACGGCUGGCGAGCUUGAGAAGUUCAGGCAAAUUUAUGCCACUUACGUAUCCAAAUUGGCCAUCCAGGCAAAAUCGGUUCCCGAAACCUCCGGUGAUGGCGAUGAUACUACGAACGUCGCGGAACUCGGCGUUAAGGAAUUGGCAGCUUGCGCGUAUUCAAUUCAGCCACAAUUCAAGCCGGAUCUGUCCGAAAAAUCAAGGGAGGUCUUCCGAAGACUACUUGCGUCCACGAUUGGAAAGGUUAUGAGGCGACGGGAUGACGCUGAAUACCUGUGCAAUGCAGUCAUUUCGGUUGAGCCUACGGCAGUGACCAUGAGCGACGAAAUCAAAGCCGAGCGAGAUAGUGCACUGAAAGUUAUGCGAAAACUCCUAAAAACAAGUAAGAAAUCAGACAGCAAGAACAGUGGAGCAUCGGCUGGUCUUGCGCUUCUGUAUGCGAUCACGAUAUUACAACUUUAUGAUGGUGUCCCGGACGCCAUUAGUAUUCUUCAGGACCUGGAGCGAUGCUCCGAGAUGAUGAAGACUAAAGGUGGUGGGAGCUCGGAGCUUUUGGUGGAAAUUUUGCUUGCAUUGGUCUCUAGGCAAUCACCUAUGAUGCGCCAGAUUAGCGAGCAAGUUUUCGAGGCGUUUACUUCCCAAAUAUCACCCGAAGCUCUGCAGCUACUCACGGAGCCACUUGCUGCAGAGGAGAAUGAGAAGGGGUACCAAGCGCUGUUUGAGAACCUCGAGGAUGAAGAUGUGGAGAUGGAUGAUGCCGAAGAUUCUGAUUCCGAGGAUGAGGAUGAAGACGAGGCGGAGGACGUCGAGGAAGAUGAAAUCUCGGAGAUUGGCUCGGAUGUCGAGUUCGUUACUCUGAAUGGUGCGGAUGCGACCGGCGAUGGUGAAGAUGAAGAUGAAGACGAUGACGAGGAUGAAGAGGAAGGGAGCGAGGACGAGAAGCAGGCAGAAGCUGACGCUAAAGAGCUUGCGGACCUAGACGACGCUCUAGCGAAAGUCCUGAAGAGCCAUCGCUUGGACAAGGAUAAAGACGCUGACUCAUCGGAUAACGACUCGGACAUGACAGACUCCGAAAUGAUGGCAUUAGACGACAAGCUCGUCGAAGUCUUCAAGCAGAGGGCAAAGAAUACAGGCAAGAAAAAGGAGAAGAAGGAUGCCAAGGAAUCGGUCGUAAUGUUCAAACACCGCAUUCUGGAUUUCCUUGCUCUUUACGCCAAGCACGAGGCUGCUAAUGCGCUGGCUUUCGAAUUACUGCUGCCUCUGUUGGAGGUCGUACGAACUACCACGGCUAAGCCACUCGCUAAUAAGGCUGCCUUAGCGAUCGAGAAUUUCUCGAAAGCUUUCAAGAAAGCUCGGACUAGCGCGGAUGUGAAAUCGGAUGCCAAGCAGAUCGAUUCUGCGGCACAGUUCGAACUCUUAGAGAAAAUACAUCGGGAGACCGCGAAGGAUAUAUCACACGCCUACGGACGUGCGGCAUCAACGGCUAGCCUGCUUGUUGCGUCAAGUUUAUUGGCGGUGAAUCGAGAUCGGGAGAAUGUUGAUGGUGUUAAUGCUUUAUACGCCCAAACAUUUAGCAAAUGCCAGAAGGGUGAAGUUAAAGUGCAAGGAUUCUUCUUCUCUGACUGGAUAAACUGGGGGAUGGGGCAUGCGGCCAAUGCACAUGGUUCGGUACCGGUAUAGGCUCUUUCCUGCGUGCUUCCCGGCCUAUGUGCUUCUCGGGUUGUGGUGUAGUCAUGGCCGAAGAAGAGGAAGUAUGGGAAUAUCGAGGCGACGAGAAUGAUAGGUAGUUGGGGAACGGAAUAGCUCACGAAGACCCUCAUUGGUGGUAGCAAACUAUACUUACGUACACAUGCCUUAGUGAACGUGCGUACGACACUGCAUGUGAUGUAUGGGCAUAAUUACCUAGGUAGGUGUGUAUCUAUAUAGGUAAUUGAUGACACCAAGUUAUCCGUGGCUACUAAUAUAUUGGUGUUUAGAAUUGAUAGGGGAUUGCUAAACCCUGUAUGUAUGUUUACGCUUUAGCUCCUAUGGAUUGGUCCGAUCUCAAGAUCGUAGAUGUCUGGGUAGCUAUGCAUAUGUAUAAUCUUUAAG